Linum tenue is the source of this 1322-nucleotide messenger RNA. Lineage: Eukaryota; Viridiplantae; Streptophyta; Magnoliopsida; Malpighiales; Linaceae. The record is from the annotation of a GenBank genome assembly.
AUGGCGCUGGCGCAAACCAUCAUCUCACCACCACUACUCCUCACCUCCGAUCUCCUCCCAAUCCCAUCCAACCCGCCGGCCCCCGCCGUCACCUCCCAGCCGGACUACGACAGGGCGGCCGACGUCAAGGCGUUCGAAGACACGAAAGCCGGCGUCAAGGGCCUGGUGGACGCCGGGCUCACCACCAUCCCUCGUUUCUUCAUCCACCCUCCCGAAAACGACGCCGUGGUAGCAGGGGUCGGGGAUCCGCCCGUCCACCACAUGCCGCCGGUGAUAGACAUGGGGGGCGGCCGGUGGGAGGAGGUGGUGGAGCAGAUCAGGGAGGCGGCGGGGACUUGGGGGUUCUUCCAGGUCGUCAACCACGGCGUGGAGGCGGAGCUCAUGGAGGAAAUGCUGGCGUCGACCAGGAGGUUCCACGAGCUGCCACGUGAGGAGAAGAUGGCGUUUUACUCUCGGGACGUCACCAGGCCCGUUAGGUACGUCAGCAACGGCAGGCUGCUGGAUCGAGCGGCGCCGGCGGACUGGAGGGAUACGCUGGCGUUUCACGUUCCGGACGGCGGGUUGGACCAGCAAUCUGUUCCUCCUGUAUGCAGGGAAGUCGCAACAGAGUACCUGAAACAAACACUCAAGCUGAAAAACAAGCUGGCGGAACUCCUCUCCGAUGCCGCGGGACUGAAUCGAGAUCACCUCUCCACCAUCAAGUGCAUGGAAUCACAGACAAUGGCGUGCCACUACUACCCACCUUGCCCCCAGCCUCACCUCACCAUCGGUUCCUCAAAGCACACCGAUCCUUUCUGCCUCACCAUCCUCCUCCAAGACCACAACCAAGGGCUCCAGGUUCGAAACCACGACCGGUGGGUCGACAUGCCGAAAUCGGCGCAAGGAGCUCUGGUGGUGAACGUCGGCGAUUUCCUGCAGCUCAUCACCAACGACAAGUUCAAGAGCGUGGAGCAUCGCGUCGUAGCUCAGAGCUCCACGACUCGUUCCUCGGUUGCUUGCUUCUUCGGCCCUGGCUCGGAGAAUAAGUACAGGCUUUACGGGCCUGCCAAGGAGCUGGUUCUGCUGGGUGGUGAUCAUGUGGAGCCCGUUUACAGGGAGGUUCAUUUGGUUGAGUUUCUCGACUAUUUUAAGUCCAAUGGCUCCCCACUUUCUCACUUUAAAUUGUCUUGAAGCCGUAGUUUAGGGGGGGGACUAUAUUGGAUACUGGAAUUUGGGAGAUGGAAAAAUAAGGUGAUGAUAUGUUGCUCUUUCUUAUGUAGAUAUAUAUAUAUAUAUAUAUAUAUGUUGCAGAGAAUAGCCAAGAUAACGAAUCAUGUUUGAGA